CGGGAAAUGUAGUCCGUGUGGCGUCAGCGCUCGGUGUGCGCCUGCGCGGCGCUGUCAGCGGGGGCAAGAUGGCGGCGGGCGGUGAGGGUGGCGGCGACGUGUUGUGUCUGUUCGAUGUGGACGGAACUCUGACCGACGCCCGGCAGAGGAUCAGGCCGCACACGGCGGAGUUCCUGCAGCGGCUGAGGGCGCGGGUGCGGGUCGGCAUUGUCAGCGGCUCCGAUGUGGACAAGAUCAAGGAGCAGCUGGGAGACGACGUUAUUUCAAAAGCCGACUAUGUAUUUGCUGAAAAUGGCUUAGUUGCAUAUAAAGCUGGACAUUUCUUGAAGAAACAGAGCAUCCAGGAGCAUAUGGGUGAGGAAGUGCUGCAGAACCUGAUCAACUAUUCUUUAAAUUAUAUGGCCAGGAUUAAGUUACCCAGAAAAAGGGGCACCUUUAUUGAAUUCCGUAAUGGAAUGCUGAACAUCAGUCCCAUCGGCAGGAGCUGCAGCCAAGAAGAACGGAUUGAAUUCUUUGAACUUGAUAAAGAAGAAAAGAUCAGAGAAAAGUUUGUGGCUGAUUUACGAAAAGAAUUUGCAGGGAAAGGACUUACGUUUUCUAUAGGUGGACAGAUCAGUUUCGACGUGUUUCCAGAUGGGUGGGAUAAGCGAUACUGUCUGGGAAUCCUCGAGGGUGAUAACUUGAAGGCCAUACACUUCUUUGGAGAUAAAACAUCACCAGGUGGAAACGAUUAUGAAAUUUACAGUGAUCCCCGGACCAUUGGUCAUUGUGUCACGUGCCCAGCGGACACACAGAGAAUUUGUGAGGAGCUGUUCUUCAACUCUGGGGCCAGUAUUCCAUCCUAAAUUUGUGAACAUUGGAAUUCCCAGCAUCAUGAAGAAAUAUACUUGAAUCGAGUCGACCAUCGCCAGCAAUGGCGACACUGUAUGUAGACAAUAAUCCCUCUUGUGACGGAACAAGACCUGACGGCCAGUAGCCAGUGUAUUUAUUAACGGUAAAGCAGAAUCUGACAUGGAUAUUAAACUGAUACUUUGACAGUUAGAAAUUCUAUAACUGGCACUAGUCGCAUAAUAUACACAAAAUGCUGGAGUAACUCAGUGGGACAGACAGGAAUAUGUUUCGGGUCGAGGCCUUUCUUCAGUCUGAAACGUCACCCAUUCCUUCCAUCCAGAGAUGAGUAAUUCCAGCAUUUUGUGUCUAUCGGCGAUAUAAACCAGCAUCUGCAGUUCCAUCCUACACACUACUUGUAUAACAUGGAUUAGGUUGGGAGCUGAUGUCAUAAGAUGCCAUUCCUUUAGACUUAUUUUCCAUAAAAUUAAUCAGCUAAAUUGCCAACUGGGAAGUUUGGACCAAGGUUGUUAGCGGGUAUAAAAACACUGGUACUUGUAUCUUCAUUGGGUGCUUUGUGCAGGUCACACAGAAGGAUGUUAUACUUUGUCAGAAACUCUACUGUAGCAGUUUUGAUUAUUGUUGACAAUUGGGUGAGAUUUCAAAUCAUUGUUGUUAUUAUGCAAAGGUUUAUUGUCAUGUGAUCAUUUUAAUGAAAGUAAAACAGCUCCUGGUGUUUACCCAGAGUUGGGAAAUCAAUAAGCAAAGGUAAUUAUUUUAAGGUGAGAGGGGAAAGAUUCAAUAGGAAUCUGAGGGUCAACUUAUUCCACACAGGGUAUAUGGGACGAGGAGUAGUUGAGGCAGCUACUAUAAAGACAUUUGGACAGGUACAUGGGCCAAAUGCAGGCAGGUGGGACUAGUUAAUGUAGAUGGGGCAUCUUGGUCAGCGUGGGGAAGUUGGGCUAAAGGGCCUGCUUCCAUGAUGUAUGACUCUAAAACUAUUUUCCAUUGUUUCAUAAUUGUUUAUUUGGGGGACUCCACAUAUACAGUUCAAAUCCUUUUUCAGGUAAUAAAUGAUAGUACACACUGCAUUAUAAACCAUGCUACCUCCAGCCAUGUGCCUGUGAAAUAGAGACAGCAACCCAAGGUAGUACCGACUGGUGUAUCCCCCAUAGUGGCAAAGCAAUUUUAACUGUUGGUUGCAGCCAUUCAAUACAACAAUGUAAAAACUUACCUUGAACAUGACAUUGAUUUCACUGGAAAAGGCCAGUCCUAAAUGCAGUCCUUAUGAAGUUUAAUAGGUCAGCAUCAUACAGCCGUUUCCUCCUGACUGAAUUAGGUAGGAGUGUAUAUAAUAGAUCAGUGUGCAAGAUUGAAUCUACAAACUGUGACGUGUAAUUUGGUGCAAUGAAAGACAUAUUUUUAAAUCAAUAAAUAAUUUAUCAGG
Messenger RNA from Leucoraja erinaceus (little skate), 2275 nucleotides. It is a transcript of the gene pmm2, whose product is annotated as phosphomannomutase 2. The transcript has 8 exons. Gene Ontology annotation, molecular function: phosphomannomutase activity. Bases 69 to 845 code for a protein of 258 amino acids. Gene Ontology annotation, cellular component: cytosol. The record is from RefSeq and is a predicted model, not a curated record. Gene Ontology annotation, biological process: mannose metabolic process; protein N-linked glycosylation; GDP-mannose biosynthetic process. Lineage: Eukaryota; Metazoa; Chordata; Chondrichthyes; Rajiformes; Rajidae.